Messenger RNA from Phoenix dactylifera (date palm), 1109 nucleotides. The record is from RefSeq and is a predicted model, not a curated record. NCBI's taxonomy places the organism in Eukaryota, Viridiplantae, Streptophyta, Magnoliopsida, Arecales, Arecaceae.
UUAAGGAUGGAGAUGUUAUGAUAACUUUUAAACAUGAUGAUCUUGUAAACUCUGUUGAAGUAAGAGAAUGGGAGAGUGGAAAGUCAUUAAAUGAGAUAGCUGCAAAGCAGGGCAUUAGAAUUAGAAGAAGAUAUCGAACUGGACACCCCUCUGAGAGCUCGCAGGACGAUGAAGAACCUCCCCGUAAUAUUCUGGAAAAAAUAAUAUGGGACAAGGAAGUGGAAGUUUCUCAGUGGAAAUGGAGAAUACCUUGUGAUGCGUUGAAGGAAGCUAUUGACAGUGCUCCUCCAGUGAGAGAUUUUGUUGGGGCUCUGAAAGCAUCGUAUCAGCGAACUGGUCUUCCUGCUCUGAUAGCCGAGGUGAAAAAGGCUUCACCUAGCCGAGGUGUACUACGUGAAGAUUUUGAUCCUGUUCAAAUAGCUAAAGCUUAUGAGGAAAAUGGAGCAGCAUGCUUAAGCAUAUUGACUGACGAAAAGUAUUUUCAGGGAGGCUUUGAAAAUCUAGAGGCUGUACGCAGAGCUGGAGUCAUGUGUCCUCUUCUCUGUAAAGAGUUUGUUAUUGAUUCCUGGCAAAUUUACUAUGCUCGUUCAAAAGGUGCGGAUGCAAUUCUUUUAAUUGCUGCGGUGUUGCCUGAUCUUGACAUCAAAUGCAUGAUUAAACUUUGCAAGGAGCUUGGCUUAGCAGCACUGGUUGAGGUGCACGAUGAAAGGGAACUGGAUCGGGUUUUGAGUAUAGAUGGGAUUCAGCUCAUUGGUAUCAAUAAUCGUAACCUUGGGACAUUUGAAGUUGAUAUUUCAAACACAAAAAGGCUUUUGGAAGGGGAGCGCGGGGAGAUCAUCCGCCAAAGAGGCAUAACUAUGGUGGGAGAAUCUGGGUUGUUUACUCCUGAAGAUAUUUCAUAUGUACAAGAUUCUGGAGUUAGAGCGGUUUUGGUUGGGGAGUCUCUCAUCAAACAGAGUGAUCCUGGGAAGGCAAUAGCAGGACUUUUUGGUAGAGAUGUAUCAAUAUGAGUCCAUAUGUGAAAUUAAACUUCCAGCUGCUUUUCAUGUAUGAGACAGUGUACUCAUUCAUAUAAUGUGCAAUAAGAGCUCCGGAAUUCGCAAUCAUCA